Molecule: messenger RNA, 4131 nt
Organism: Alternaria burnsii
Lineage: Eukaryota; Fungi; Ascomycota; Dothideomycetes; Pleosporales; Pleosporaceae
Exons: 5
Coding region: 1-4131 (1376 amino acids)
Biological process (GO): vacuolar proton-transporting V-type ATPase complex assembly
Cellular component (GO): endoplasmic reticulum membrane
Source: RefSeq, a predicted model, not a curated record
AUGCCCCCAAUACUCUCCCUGGCAGCUCCAGGUAACACGUACUGCUUCGGUCGUCGUGUGACGCGCCUAGUACCUUACUGGUGUUUUUGUAGCCCUGUUACCCAUCGCCAAAAGCGAGGUACGUCCGUAUUUUCGACAUGCCGUGUCCAGGCUCCUUGGGUGCUUCUGCUCUCCCAUCGCCCCACGACUCUCAACCCCCGCCACGAUAUAGCCGUCUGUCGCCAUGACGAACCUCAACGGCCUCCGAGGCGCUACUCCGUACACACUUCCAAGGAUGCCACCUUUUCUGAAGUAGACGAAACUGAAGGGCGUCCCACAUUUCGACCCCAACUGUCCCGCGCCGUCAGGAAGGCCCUACGCCCACCUAGGCCUGCAAUAGUCCUUGCCUCCAUAAACGGCCCAGCCAGAGACCUUUAUGUUACCCCAUCUGAUGGGACUGAUCUGUCCUAUACUGCGCCGCGACGUCCUUCGCGAAAACCCAAGCCCAAGACUGGAUUUUCUCGCAGCACUCUUCUGCUUGAUGAACCCGUCUCGCUCUAUUCAAUCCUUGCCCGCUUUCUCCAACAUCACACAGCGACACCAACAGCCAAGUCGGACUUUUACUAUGCUCCGCUGGAAAAAGAGCUACUACAAAAUCAGGGCUACACCAUGGAAAGCGUAGAGCGAUGGGCUUCUUGUCUCGUGGCGCCGCGAUCGAUUGAAGCCGCAAGGGUUUUCGAACAGGGGGUUGAGAUGCCGCCUCUGUUCUUACUCUUGUUGUUCUUACGUCGUAAGCACAUCAAAGCACCUGCCCUCGACACCAUCAUGAGGCACCUUGUUCAUGUUGCGUAUUCAGAGUCGAUAAGCUGGUCCCAACUUAAAAUCAUUACGGUUCGUUUACUCCACCAUGUGCGAGAACACCGGCCUGAGUCAAUGUCAUGGGUCGCCUCCUUCUUCGCCGCCGAAGCAAGCCGCCUACAUGAUAAUACAACUGGAGCUGAUCCUCUGCCACCAAAUACGCUUUCAGACUUGACUGAGUUUUGCAACAAACUCCUUAAGCUGAUAUCACUGCCGACACCUUCUCGACCCGUAGUGACCGCUGUCCACCAAGAAAAGGCCCAGUUCCAGAUCCUUCAAUACAUGGCCAAUAGGUCGCCUGCAGUAGCAGUGACGCGACUCGGCUUCCUAUCCGUAGCGCUCAAUCAGCUGGCUCAUGCCAAGACACCACAAGAAAGAGAAUGGGCUGAGCUUAAAGGGUCUGCCUGGCCUCCGUGGAAGGAGAAUCGUACAGCAAUGGAUGAGGACAAAGGCUACGAGUUCGGUGCUUCCCGAGCUUCCCAGCUUCUGCACCGUAUGCACGAAGCUGGAUACAGCGGCGGGUUGUUGGAAGACAUAGUGCAAGUCUAUGCUGGCUGGGACAAAGACUCCAGUCCAACGAUACAAACUCGGAUGGUUUUGCCUCUUUCCUCCUUUCAAUACCGCAAAGCUGAUGGACUUCGUGCUCUACUCUGGGCUGGCCGCAUACGAGCGACACGCACGCGCAGGGAAGCCUGGGCAUGCUUCCUCUCACAAGAGCUAUCUGAAGGACGUGGUCAUUCCGCAAUAUAUCUCGCAAUGUUCGAAAAGUUGCAUUACGGUACAGCAGAAAGAUUGACACACCCAGAGUUCUCGUCUGACGCAGGUGGUACUCCAGAAGAAAGCCCCACCCACUUGUUACCCGGAGAUAUGAAAGAAGUCUUGCCAGACCCGCUGUCCACGUUACACCACGUUUACAUCAGUGAGCCCGUUCCCGGAUAUAGAGAGCUAUUUCAACGGAUGCAGACCACUCAGCUCAAGCCUGAUAAUCAUCUCCUCGUUUUCCUAAUAGAGACGUGUUCCGACUUCGAUAUGGGCCUAGAAUUACUGGCCAUGGCUAAGGAUAGGUGCAAUGGCAUAGUAGGCCGAAUUCUUGAUGGAACUCAUGAUCAAGAUCUGCCAUACCAGCCGAUUUUAGGUUAUUUCAUCAAGGCGAUUAUCGUAUUCUUAUGUCGUCAUGGACGUGUCGAACAGUCACUGCCCAAGGAAGUCCGUUUUCUACGGCCGGAACAGCAUGCCACUCAGCUCAGGUCGAACCGCAACUACCUGGUCGAAUACGCGUACAUGGUUCUUAGACAUUAUCGGCCGCUUUACCGACCAGCUUGGGCUGCCAUGAUAGAGAAGCUAGCAUGGCACAUCAACCAAAAUGGGGAAAUCGGAACUACUCAGUAUAAACGUAUUUGCGACAUCCUUGAGCAGAUGGAGCAGCUGCAUCUCAAUGUCGACGACGAAAUCUUUCUCCAAUUCUGUGUUGCGACUCGGUAUACUGCUCAGACCGCCCAACAAAGCUUCGCGUCCAUGGAGGAUACACGACAUGUCCUUUCCACCAGUUCCCAUCGCCUCCGAACGCUCUUUAAUAGCUUGAUCGGUAUUAAUGCCGACGUGCAGUCACCUUCAAAUCACCAGACUGGUAGUAACGCCGUUCCGCUACACAUUCCAGGACCUGCAGAACUACAUGCUUACGUACGAGCACUAACUGCUCUCCGGGAUUAUGAAGGUCUUUAUUCCUUCACCACCUGGCUCACCAAACACCAUGUCGAAGUGACGGCGCGCGCAAAAGCUCAGCACUCAGGCAGAGACAUUCUCUUCAAGAUACUUGUGGCAUUGCGAUUGGCUAUCGAUGGUGGGGCUCUCGAGCCAGAAGCUGCCUACCUAUCUGGCGCACCAGAAGACAUAGCACUUCUCAUCAAGACACAAAUCGAGAGUGUUGAACAGUGGGGUGGUUGGCCUGAACGAGAACACGUUGACAUUGUGCCCUCGGAAAGCUCUCUGGAAAAACAAACAGGCGCUGCAGGCUCGGCAGACAUACUCGAUAUGUCGUACAAAACAACCACACAAGUAGAGCCCUACACCAAAUCCUCCUGGGUGCAAUCUAUAUCUGAGAUACCAUACGAAGACGUUAGUUCCGCUCUCUCAGUCAACACGUUCGUCCCUUUCAUCCUUUGCCGGGAACUCCUUCCUCUUAUGGGCUGCAGUAGUAUUGAAAGACCUACCAAGCCUCGAGGCUACAUAAUCAACGUCUCUUCCCGCGAAGGCAUAUUCGAGUCACACACCUCUUCAUCUGCAAAACGAGGCAAACACGUCCACACCAACAUGUCCAAAGCCGCACUCAACAUGCUUACCGAGACAGAAGCAGAGCCUGCUUGGCGCAAGAAGCGUAUCGCCAUGAACACAGUGGAUCCGGGAUACAUGAGUGCGGCGCCUGAGUACGAAGAUGCUUUCGAGGGCAUGAGGCCGAUUGGCUGGGAAGACGGGGCUGGGAGGGUGUUGUGGCCGAUUGCUGUGGCGGAGAUGGGAGAGAGAGUUGUUUGGGGAAGGUUUUUGAAGCACUAUGGAGCUGUGGAGGGGGAGGCGGCGUCUUGUUCCAUAUCUUUAGCAAAGCACUGGACAGACACACGACUACCCACCGCUCGACGAGCCGAAACCCAACCAUCCACCAUGGCAUCCUUCUUCGAACAGCUAUGGGAGUCCAUCUUCAUUGCGGGGCCGACGCCCACGCUCCUUAUCGCAACAAACGCCUCGUUCGCCGCGCUCCAGGUCCUUUUGUUCGUCAUGCUCAUUGCGACGUACAGCAUACACUUUGUUAUUCUCUCGAUUCUGUGUGGAGGGCUUUGGUGGUCAAUCAACUGGUUUGCGACGGAGCUUCGCGCUGCCCAAGCCAAGGAGGAGGAGGCAAAGCGCAUCCGGGAAGCCAGAAGGGGCAGCAAAGAGAAGGGUGACGCAGGCGACGACGGAGAGGGAAUGGACACAGGCGACGACACCGAGGUCGACACCGAGGUUGAGCAGAAGCAGACCCUCAAGCCCAAACCCAACCCGCCGCGUGCGCCACGCCCGGAAACACAGAGUACCGUAUUCGUUGAGAAGCCUGACGGAAGUGAGCCAGACAGCCCAACACAGCACUCGGCUUCUGCGGGCCGUGGAGGCCCUACUGCUGCUAGCACUACGGGGGCGACGACGAGUCUUGCGGCACCUGUAGAGGAUGCGCUGAAGCGAAGGAAGGGCAUGGGAGAAUCAACCGGCGACAUAUCAACCGACAGCGAGUGGGACAAGCUGUCGGAGGACUCUGAGGAUAAAUGA